AUGGCACAGCCGCACUUUCCCUCCCUUUCGUCCUUCCUCCCCCUUUUCGUUCUCGCCAUGGACGACAACGCCUCAGCGACGGUGGCCUCCCGCGACUCGGCCGUCCCCCACGGCUCGGCCGCGCACCUCCACCCCAUCGAGUCGGCCCCCACCCGCACCGACUCCAACGCGGACAAGGACGAGCAGGACAACGACGGCGAGAACGACGAGAAGACGGGCAACACCGCGGUCGCGUGGGACUGGAAGUUCUGGUGCAUCAUCGCCUCGCUCGCCAUCACGCAGCUCCUCACCGCCAUCGAAUUCACCUCCGUCGGCACGGCCCUCCCGGUCAUCACCCAGGACCUGAGCGGGCAGAACUAUAUCUGGAUCGGCUCGGCGUACAACCUCGCGUCCACCGCGCUGCUGCCCUUCUGCGGGGGCCUCGCCGGGAUCUUCGGCCGGAGAGCGGUGAUGCUCGCCGCCAUCCUCGUCUUCAUGAUCGGCAGCGCGCUCUGUGGCGCAGCAACAUCGAUGAACUUCCUCAUCGCCGGGCGAACGGUACAAGGUCUGGGCGCCGGGGCCACCGUGUCGCUCAUCCAAAUCAUCAUCUCCGACAUGAUUCCCCUCAAGUCGCGCGGCAUCUUCAGCGGCAUCAUUGCGACCUCGUUUGGCAUCGGCGCCGGCGCGGGGCCUGUGAUUGGCGGCUCGCUCGCGGGAGAGCGGCCACUGGCGCUGGCUGUUCUACAUGAACCUGCCGAUCGGCGGGCUGUGUGCGGUCAUGAUACUGCUGUUCGUCCGCCUGCGCGUGCCCGAUGUGCCGCUGCGGGAAAAGCUCGAGCGGCUCGAUAUCAUUGGAAAUGCGAUCAUCGUGGCAUCGACAACGUCGAUGGUGUUGGCGCUCACGUGGGGCGGCACGGUCGGCUUUGUCGGGCUUGCGGCGCUGUUGGCGUACGAGGCGACUAUUCCGAAGCAUCCCAUCAUCCCCAUGUCCUUGAUGUCGACCCGCACACGGCGUUUAGCGGCUAUGUGCAGAACUUCCUCUCUGCUGUGGCUCUGUCUGCUGUUGGCUACUGGCUACCAGUGUACUUCCAGGCCUGCAAAGGCGCCUCGCCCAUCGCGUCCGGCGUCGACGCCUUCGGGAUCACCUUCACCGUUGCGCCGCUGGCCGCCAUCACCGGCGCGCUGAUCAACCGCACGCACCGCUACCGCGCGCCGAUGUGGUUCGCGUGGGCGCUGAUCGUGGCCGGCGGCGCGCUCCUGGGGACCGUGCACGUGGACACCCCCCCGCAUGCGCGUGAUCGGCUACGAGAUCCUGCUGGGCUCCGGCAUCGGCAUCAUCUACGUCGCGGCGCGCUCGCGUACUUUUUCUUCCUGCGGCAGUUUGCGCUGAUCUGGGGCGUCACGAUCGGCGGCACGAUCCUGCAGAACAAGCUGACGUCGACGCUGCCGGACUCGUUCCUCGCCGAGUUCCCCGGGGGCACGCAGAUCGCGUUCGCGAUCAUCCCGUCGCUGGGCAGCCUGCCGCCGCCGCUGCGCGCGGCCGUGCGGGACUCGUUUGCGCACGCGUUCCGGCUGCUGUGGCGCGUGCUCGCGGGGCUCGGCGGCGCGGGGCUGCUCAGCAGUCUCGUGAUGAAGGGGCUGCGGCUGCACACGGAGGUGGGACGGGACGUAUGGCCGCGAGGAGGGCCGGAAGGAUGUCGAGAAGCGGUGAAGCGUAAAAUGAACGCUUACUAUCAUGUGUAUUAG
Molecule: messenger RNA, 1725 nt
Organism: Mycena indigotica
Lineage: Eukaryota; Fungi; Basidiomycota; Agaricomycetes; Agaricales; Mycenaceae
Product: MFS general substrate transporter
Exons: 10
Coding region: 1-1725 (574 amino acids)
Biological process (GO): transmembrane transport
Molecular function (GO): transmembrane transporter activity
Source: RefSeq, a predicted model, not a curated record